ACCGGGACUCGGAGUCUCCCCAGACGCCAAGGAUGGGGUCAUGUCGCCCCGAACCCUCCUCCUGCUGCUCUCGGGGACCCUGGCCCUGGCCGAGACCUGGGCAGGCUCCCACUCCUUGAGGUAUUUCAGCACCGCCGUUUCCCGGCCGGGCCGCGGGGAGCCCCGCUUCAUCGCCGUGGGCUACGUGGACGACACGCAGUUCGUGCGGUUCGACAGUGACGCCGCAAGUCCGAGGAUGAAGACGCGGGCGCGGUGGGUGGAGCAGGAGGGGCCGGAGUAUUGGGACCUACAGACACUGGGCGCCAAGGCCCAGGCACAGACUGACCGAGUGAACCUGCGGACCCUGCUCCGCUACUACAACAGAGCGAGGCCGGUGAGUGACCCCUGCCCGGGGUGCAGAUCACUUACUCCCCGCUGCAUGCCUCACGGACGGCCCUGGUCCCCUGAGUCUUCGGGCCAAGAUCGACCCCGAGGCUGCGGGACCUUCAGAGAUCCUCGACCCGGGAGAGCCCCAGGCGUCUUUACCCGGUUUCAUCUUCAGUUGAGGCCAAAAUCUCCGCAGGUUGCUAAGGGCCGGGCCGGGGCUCGGUGGGCGGGGCUGACCGCGGGAACUGGGCCAGGGUCUCACAUCCUCCAGGGAAUGUUUGGCUGCGACGUGGGGCCCGACGGGCGUCUCCUCCGCGGGUAUGAGCAGUAUGCCUACGACGGCAACGAUUACAUCGCCCUGAACGAGGACAUGCGCUCCUGGACCGCCGCGGACACCGCGGCUCAGAUCACCCAGCGCAAGUGGGAGGCGGCUAAUGUGGCUGAGCAAAGGAGAGCCUACCUGGAGGGCACCUGCGUGGAGUGGCUCCGCAGACACCUGGAGAAUGGGAAGGAGACGCUGCAGCGCGCGGACCCCCCCAAGACACACGUGACCCACCACUCUGUCUCUGAACAUGAGGCCACCCUGAGGUGCUGGGCUCUGGGCUUCCACCCUGCGGAGAUCACACUGACCUGGCAGCGGGAUGGGGAGGACCAAACCCAGGACACGGAGCUGGUGGAGACCAGGCCCGCAGGAGAUGGAAACUUCCAGAAGUGGGCGGCUGUGGUGGUGCCUUCUGGAGAGGAACAGAGAUACAUGUGCCAUGUGCAGCACGAGGGGCUGCCUGAGCCCCUCACCCUGAGAUGGGAGCUGUCUCCCCAGCCCACCAUCCCCAUUGUGGGUAUCAUUGCUGGCCUGGUUCUCCUUGGAGCUGUGGUCACUGGUGCUGUGGUCACUGCUGUGAUGUGGAGGAAGAAGAGCUCAGAUAGAGAAGGAGGGAGCUACUCUCAGGCUGCAAGUAGCCAAAGUGCCCAGGGCUCUGAUGUGUCUCUCACAGCUUGUAAAGUGUGAGACAGCUGCCUUGUGUGGGACUGAGAGGCACAGCUGCGUUGUGUGCGACUGAGAUGCAGGAUUUCUUCACGCCUCCCCUUUGUGUCUUAGGGGACUCUGGCUUCUCUUUUUGCAAGGGCCUCUGAAUCUGUCUGUGUCCCUGUUAGCACAAUGUGAGGAGGUAGAGAAACAGUCCACCUCUGUGUCUACCAUGACCCCCUACCUCACAGUGACCUGUGUUCCUUCCCUGUUCUCUUACUUUUCUAUUAAAAAUAAGAACCUGGGCAGAGUGCGGCAGCUCAUGCCUGUAAUCCCAGCACUUAGGGAGGCCGAGGAGGGCAGAUCACAAGGUCAGGAGAUCGAAACCAUCCUGGCUAACAUGGUGAAACCCCGUCUCUACUAAAAAAUACAAAAAAUUAGCUGGGCGCGGAGGCGGGCGCUUGUAGUCCCAGCUACUCAGGAGGCAGAGGCAGGAGAAUGGCGUCAACCCGGGAGGCGGAGGUUGCAGUGAGCCAGGAUUGUGCGACUGCACUCCAGCCUGGGUGACAGGGCAAGACUCCAUCUCAAAAAAUAAAAAUUAAAAAAUAAAAAAAGAACCUGGAUCUCAAUUUAAUUUUUCAUAUUCUUGCAAUGAAACGGAAUUGAGGAAGCUAAGGCCAUAGCUAGAAAUACAGAUAAUUCCACAGCACAUCUCUAGCAAAUUCAGCCUAUUCCUAUUCUCUAGCCUAUUCCUUACCACCUGUAAUCUUGACCAUAUACCUUGGAGUUGAAUAUUGUUUUCAUACUGCUGUGGUUUGAAUGUUCCCUCUAACACUCAUGUUGAGACUUAAUCCCUAAUGUGGCAAUACUGAAAGGUGGGGCCUUUGAGAUGUGAUUGGAUCAUAAGGCUGUGCCUUCAUUCAUGGGUUAAUGGAUUAAUGGGUUAUCACAGGAAUGGGACUGGUGGCUUUAUAAGAAGAGGAAAAGAGAACUGAGCUAGCAUGCCCAGCCCACAGAGAGCCUCCACUAGAGUGAUGCCAAGUGGAAAUGUGAGUUGCAGCUGCCACAGAGGGCCCCCACCAGGGAAAUGUCUAGUAUCUAGUGGAUCCAGGCCACAGGAGAGAGUGCCUUGUGGAGUGGUGGGAGCAGGACCUGACCACCACCAGGACCUCAGAACUGUGGAGUCAGUGGCAGCAUGCAACGCCCUCUUGGGAAAGCUUCAGGCACCAGCCUGCAACCAAUUCGAGCAGCCACGUAGGCUGCACCCAGCAAAGCCAUAGGCACGGGGCUACCUGAGGCCUUGGGGGCCGAAUCCCUACUCCAGUGUGUCCGUGAGGCAGCACAUGGAGUCAAAAGAGAUUAUUCUCUUCCCACAGAUACCUUUUCUCUCCCAUGGCCCUUUAACAGCAUCUGCUUCAUUCCCCUCACCUUCCCAAGCUGAUCUCAGGUAAACUUUGAAGUAAAAUAAAAGCUGUGUUUAAGCAUCA
Molecule: messenger RNA, 2820 nt
Organism: Nomascus leucogenys (northern white-cheeked gibbon)
Lineage: Eukaryota; Metazoa; Chordata; Mammalia; Primates; Hylobatidae
Product: HLA class I histocompatibility antigen, A-11 alpha chain-like
Biological process (GO): antigen processing and presentation of endogenous peptide antigen via MHC class I via ER pathway, TAP-independent; immune response; antigen processing and presentation of endogenous peptide antigen via MHC class Ib
Cellular component (GO): external side of plasma membrane
Molecular function (GO): signaling receptor binding; peptide antigen binding
Source: RefSeq, a predicted model, not a curated record